UUACCAGAUUUAUCUGUCAGUUAUAGCGCUGUGGAGGACAGACCAGGAAGGCCCCAGCUAAGCUCGGUUGUUUUUAAUUUUUAAAAGACGGAGGAUUUGGAUUUAAUGUACAAGAUGACAUUUGAGGAACUAAGUGGGGAUUAUUCUCAAGAAAGAAUGGAUACGGUGGCGAAAGCCCUGGAAGAAGUCCUCACCGCUGCCUUGCCACAGGGCUGCAUCACAGUCGGCGUCUACGAGGCGGCCAAGUCCCUCAACGUAGACCCGGACAAUGUGGUGCUGUGCAUCUUGGCCACCGACGAGGACGACGUCAAAGACGUGGCCCUCCAGAUCCACUUCACGCUCAUUCAGGCUUUCUGCUGCGAGAACGACAUCAACAUCCUGAGAGUCAACAACACCCACCGCCUGGCGGAGAUCCUGGGGGGAGGGGGAGGGAAGCAGGGCAGCGGGGAACCUCUGGACCUGCACUGCGUGCUCGUCACCAGCCCCCACUCCUCAUCAUGGAAGGACCCGGCUUUGAGCAAGCUCAGCCUGUUCUGCAGAGAGAGCCGCUGCAUGGAUCAGUGGGUGCCCAUCAUCAACCUGCCCGAGCGAUGAGCUCGGCCCCCCGAAAACCCCCCCGGCCUGUCCAGAACCAAUCGUAAUGAAUCUGCACAGGAAGAGUGCUUUAAAACAAAACAAAAAGUCCUGCUGCACCGCCAGCCGGUGAGAGAAGAAAAAAAAAAGACGGGAAUAAAAAAAAA
Cyprinodon tularosa is the source of this 740-nucleotide messenger RNA. RefSeq names its product growth arrest and DNA-damage-inducible, alpha, a (gene gadd45aa). Gene Ontology annotation, biological process: regulation of cell cycle. The coding region runs from base 106 to 594 and encodes 162 amino acids. The record is from RefSeq and is a predicted model, not a curated record. The transcript has 4 exons. Gene Ontology annotation, cellular component: nucleus; cytoplasm. NCBI's taxonomy places the organism in Eukaryota, Metazoa, Chordata, Actinopteri, Cyprinodontiformes, Cyprinodontidae.